AACAACUUCAUGUGAGUUCGACUAACGAUAACGAUACAAGUCAGCAAGUGAUCUGAAGCAAACUGCAUCCGUGGACAGUUAAAGGGGUGUGCGCCCCGGUUACUUAGAUACAAUUGUGAUUCUUAUAUUUGACAAUAAACUUUAAUUUAUACUAUAUGAAUUGGAAAUAAUACGUGAUCGAUAUGGGUGAGUUGUGUGAUAAUUCAUGAAGGAGGAUUACUCAGUUAUUUUCGUAAUUUACUCGGCAGCCGGGAAAUGCGAAUUUUAAUUUUAGGCUUGGACGGAGCCGGAAAAACUACAAUCUUGUACAGAUUGCAGGUUGGUGAAGUGGUUACAACAAUACCUACUAUAGGAUUUAAUGUAGAACAGGUCACAUAUAAAAAUUUAAAAUUUCAAGUAUGGGAUCUAGGAGGUCAAACUAGUAUAAGACCAUAUUGGAGGUGUUAUUAUUCAAAUACAGAUGCAAUAAUUUAUGUUGUGGAUUCGGCAGAUAAAGAUAGGAUAGGCAUAUCAAAAGAUGAAUUAAUUUAUAUGUUAAGAGAAGAAGAAUUGCAAGGUGCCAUUUUAGUGGUCUUGGCAAAUAAACAAGAUAUGGCAGGAUGUUUAAGUGUAGCAGAAGUUCAUCAGGCUCUUGGAUUAGAUGCUCUUAAAAAUAGAACGUUCCAAAUCUUCAAAACAUCUGCAACAAAAGGUGAAGGUCUUGAUCAAGCAAUGGACUGGUUAUCAAAUGCACUACAAAGUAGAAAAUGAUUAAUAUUAUUAAGAAAUUUUUUUACCUAAGCCUUAUUAAAAAGACUAGUCAUAUGACUAGUCAAAUUGAACAAGCCACGCAAAGCUGGACACUUUAUUCCGUUUAUUUAUUAUAAUUAUAUUUUAAAUAGUCUUAUUUAAUCGAAUUUCAUCGAAAAACGAUAUUUAUAAUUUUCAUAAUGUGAAGCAGGGAAUAAAAAUAAAAACAAAAAUUUUAUCUUUCUAUAGAAGUUUAAAUGAAAUAAACAAAAAUUUAUUCAAUUUAAAUAUUUUUUUCAUGUCAUUUUAUAUCAUUGCUGUAUUCUUUCUAUGUAAUUUUUAUUAUUUCUUAAUAUUACAGCAUCUUCAGAUUUUUAUUAUCAUAUAAACAAUAUAAACUUCAUCGAUCCUUUUAUUAAAUUUUUUAAAAAAUUAUAAAUUUAAUAUUAUAUUGGCAAACAAUAAGUGUAAAAAAAAAGUGUAAUGUAUAUUAAUAUAAAUAUAUUACUUUUUAUUAUUAAUCAAAGAGAUUAUUUAUAAAUAUUGCAGUAAAAUUGGAAAUCGUUUGAAGUGUCAACAUUUUGACAUACUGUGUGAAUAGUUAUGUAAAUAUAUGUAAUUGGUUUAAUUUCAUUCAUAUAAUGUUAAGGUACAUAUGUAAAAUGUUCUUUUUUAUACAAAA
Molecule: messenger RNA, 1411 nt
Organism: Apis florea (little honeybee)
Lineage: Eukaryota; Metazoa; Arthropoda; Insecta; Hymenoptera; Apidae
Gene: Arl1
Product: ADP ribosylation factor-like 1
Molecular function (GO): GTP binding; GTPase activity
Source: RefSeq, a predicted model, not a curated record